UUUCUCUUUUUCGAUAUUCGAUAACGAACACAACCACCAAUCAUAUUUGUUCAUAUUAUUAUUCUAAUUCCUAAACCCUAAUCCUCCGCCAUUAUUCCUAUCUAUCUCCUCCUCUUCUUCUUCUUCCGAUUAUUCAUUCUCGCCAGAUCUCUCCUAUCCUCUCUUACCAACAACCAUGGCUUCUGCGACCGCCACGUGGACCCCUAACUCCCUCCAGCUCCGUCUCGCUUUGAGCUCCGGUGUUCGCCGGAAAUCGCACACCGUCUACUUACGGCCCUCGCGUUCUUGUAGGAAACCGGGUUGUGGAGUUGUCUGUGUUUCGCAGAAGUCUGAUGUCGAGGCCUGGACCGGAUCGGAUUCGUCAAAGCCACCAGCCGAUGGUUUGGCCGGGUGGGCCGAUUCCGGUAACGACGAAAAGUCUUCUAGAGCUAAGAAGAAGAGUUGGAUUGAAGGUGUAGUGGGGGCUGGAGUGGCUGGACUCAUCUUGGUGGGUGGGCUAAGCUAUGCAGUAGCAUCUUUUAACAAGCGUAAUAAUCACAAACUAAAACCGGAAUUGCAGCCGUUGACUUCUCAGCAGGAAAGCGCGCUUCUAUCAUCUGAUGAAACUUUUAGUGAUGAAGUCAAGAUAGCUAAUAGUGAGGAAAACAAUCUUAAGGACGAGGAUAAGAGUAUAGAAAGUAAUGAUUUAGGUCAGCAAGGCGAUAACGCCUCUGAUGAAGAUAAAAAAAUCGGUAAGUUCGAUGGUGUCAUAUCUGAUGGAACAGAUGUCACAGAAAAUAUCACUUCCCAAACUUCGCCUGAAGCAGAUGUGAUGCUCCCUGUACAAUCUGAUCCUGAGACACCAGAAAGUGAGAAAGUAUUAUCUGAAUCCAAGUCUAUGUUAGAUUCAUCAUCUGAGGCUAUAGAUUCACAAAGUAGCAAUCUUGCUGGAUCGGAAAAUCCAACUUCUGAAGAUCCUGAUAGCCUUCCAGACACUGAAGCGACCAAUGUGACUGAUUUAGAAAAUCAAGUCAACAGUCAGAAAGAAGAUUCCAUGUCUUCUUUAUCUGACAGUGAUGCAGCCACCGGGACUGCAGCUGUUGGCGUUUUAGCUACUUCACAAUCGGAUUUGACUUCGGAUCCUCACACAGUGCCUCUAAAUGACACGGGGACAGCAUUCUCGACUGUAACUGAGGAUCUUCCUGAGGUAAGCGGAACACCCGAGGACUUGGCUGCGGAAAGUAUGUCAUCAGUCUCGGACAUAGAUACAACGAAAGAAAUUGAAUCUUCAAAAACUCCUGUGCCAGAAUCAACAUAUUGGUCAAAAAAUGAUCUAAACAUUAAUAGUCAGGACGAGCUUGGCGACAACGGACCGCCUUUGGAAGUACCGAACGGUGGAAGUGCAUUUUCUUCAGCUGGAAUUCCUGCACCUUCUGUAUCAUUUCAAGUAAAUCCUGGAAAGAUUCUUGUCCCCGCAGCUGCAGAUCAGGUCCAGUGUCAAGCAUAUGCUGCUCUGCAAGUUCUGAAGGUCAUUGAAACUGACACCCAACCUAGUGAUCUAUGUACUCGCAGAGAAUAUGCCAGGUGGCUGGUUUCUGCCAGUAGCGCGCUAUCAAGAAACACGACCUCCAAAGUGUAUCCUGCUAUGUAUAUAGAGAACGUUACUGAGCUUGCUUUCGAUGAUAUUACUCCUGGAGACCCUGACUUUUCAUCCAUUCAAGGAUUGGCAGAAGCAGGACUUAUCACAAGCAAGCUUUCUAACCGCGAUUUGCUUAACGAUGUUGAAGGCACAUUCUUGUUUUCCCCUGAAAGCCUUCUUUCACGCCAGGAUCUUAUAAGCUGGAAAAUGGCCUUGGAGAAACGACAGCUUCCAGAAGCUGAUAAAAAGAUGCUGUAUGAACUAUCAGGAUUUAUUGACAUCGAUAGGAUAAACCCAGAUGCAUGGCCUGCCAUUAUCGCAGAUAUAUCUACCGGGGAACAAGGAAUCGCUGCUCUGGCUUUUGGUUGUACAAGAUUAUUUCAGCCUCAUAAACCCGUCACUAAAGCCCAAGCUGCCAUUGCUCUCUCAAGUGGUGAGGCUUCUGACAUAGUCAGUGAGGAACUGGCACGCAUCGAAGCAGAAACAGUGGCUGAGAAGGCUGUCUCUGCGCAUAACGCUCUCGUUGCAGAGGUCGAAAAGGAUGUGAAUGCCAGCUUCGAGAAAGAGCUUUCCAUGGAACGAGAAAAGAUUGAAGCUGUCGAGAGAAUGGCGGAACUGGCGAAAAUGGAGUUGGAGCAGCUGAGGGAGAAGAGAGAGGAAGAGACUCUGGCUUUGGUAAAAGAACGAGCUGCAGUUGAGUCAGAAAUGGAGGUGCUCUCAAGGUUAAGACGUGACGCGGAAGAGAAGUUGGAGGAUUUGAUGAGCAACAAGGCGGAGAUAUCUUUUGAGAAGGAGAGAGUAUCCAAUCUUCGAAAAGACGCUGAAGAAGAGAGCCAACGGAUUUCAAAGUUGCAGUAUGAAUUGGAAGUUGAGCGUAAAGCGCUGUCCAUGGCCAGAUCAUGGGCCGAGGAGGAAGGAAAGAGAGCUAGCGAGCAAGCAAGAGCUUUAGAAGAGGCUAGAAAGCGAUGGGAGACAAAAGGACUCACAGUUAUUGUUGAUAAAGACCUUCAAGAGAAGAGCAGUGGAGAGAUGGAACAAAGCGUAUUGCUAAACAACGUUGAGAGAGCUUCGGUUGGAGAAACUGAGGAGAGAGCUCAAACCCUAAUGGAUAAGCUUAAGGAUAUGGCGGCAUCUGUGGGAGGAAAAUCCCGGGAAGUGAUCUUCAUUGUGAUGGAGAAAAUACGUUUGUGGAUUAUGGUUUUGAAGGAAUACGCAGAGAAUUUGGGGAAGCGAGCGGGGGAAAUGAGAGAGGCAGCCAUUGUUAGGGCAAAAGGAGCAGCAAAGGAGGUUGAAAAAGGGACAGUUCAGGUGAGCGAUAAGGUGAAGAGAGUGGCUGAGGAGUGUAGAGAUGGAGUUGGGAAGAUCUCUCAGAAGUUCAAGACCUAAGAGAGUCCUUGCACUUAGCUCUUUUUGUUUGUAUCUUUUUUGUUUUUAAAAUAAAAUAAGAGAAAAUAAUGGGACGGCCAUUACAUUUACAGUAUUGGUCAGUGAUGAUCAGAAUUGAAAAUUGUAUCAUUUUGUAAUUUUUGUUAUGUGGUUACUAUUUACACUAGUACUAUAUGCUAUAGUUGCCUUAAAGUU
This is a messenger RNA of Eutrema salsugineum, 3199 nucleotides long. RefSeq lists its product as uncharacterized. Lineage: Eukaryota; Viridiplantae; Streptophyta; Magnoliopsida; Brassicales; Brassicaceae. The transcript is spliced from 10 exons. The coding region runs from base 176 to 3004 and encodes 942 amino acids. The record is from RefSeq and is a predicted model, not a curated record.